Molecule: messenger RNA, 967 nt
Organism: Microtus oregoni (creeping vole)
Lineage: Eukaryota; Metazoa; Chordata; Mammalia; Rodentia; Cricetidae
Product: hemoglobin subunit theta-1-like
Exons: 2
Coding region: 254-751 (165 amino acids)
Biological process (GO): hydrogen peroxide catabolic process; oxygen transport
Cellular component (GO): haptoglobin-hemoglobin complex; hemoglobin complex; blood microparticle
Molecular function (GO): iron ion binding; haptoglobin binding; oxygen binding
Source: RefSeq, a predicted model, not a curated record
GCCAAAAUACACAUAAAUUGUAAUGUGGUAGUACAUAUUAGAUACAUUUGUCCAUAGAGCUUUGGGGCUCAGGGGGACAAAGGGCUGUAAGUCCAAGAUAAACCCAGCACCUAGGCGAGCUCGAACGCAGCGGCGCCCCCUGGCGGCACCCUGGCUUUCCGGGAAUCUGCCCACAGCCGGGAAGCCUGGAGAGAGGACACAGCUCAGUGAAGAUGUCUCUGUCCCAGACUGAGCGCGCUCUGGUUCUCGCGCUAUGGAAAAAGAUGAGCACCAAUGUUGGAAUCUACACGACCGAGGCCUUGGAGAGGUAAAGGCCCCCGUCGGGCGCCCUCGGGCUCACCUUCCAAUGGACGGCCGGGCAAAGGCGGGUUCUCUACACCUCCCGGCCAGGAUGCACCCAACUCAGUUUUCCCACAGGACCUUCAUGGCUUUCCCUGCCACCAAAACCUACUUCCCACACUUCGACCUGAGUCCCGGCUCUAGGCAGGUUAAAGCCCAUGGCCAAAAGGUGGCUGAUGCUCUGACUCUCGCUGCCCACCACCUGGACGACCUGCCUGGUUCUCUCUCUGCUCUCAGCGACCUGCAUGCUCACAAGCUCCGCAUAGACCCCGCCAACUUUCAGUUCUUCAGCCACUGUCUGCUGGUGACUCUUGCCCGACACUAUCCUGGGGACUUCAGCCCAAUGAUGCACGCCUCCCUAGACAAGUUCCUGAGCCUUGUGACUUUGGCACUGGUCUCCAAAUAUCGCUGAGGAUGAAUCCUGGGAUCCCAAAGCAAGGUUCCAAGAGGCUGGAAUUUCAGCCAAGCUGGAGUCAUAGACCUCCCGUGAAAGCGGGCAGGUCUUUGUAUUGUGGUUUGGUUUUUAGUUUGUUUUGUUUUUGUUUUUUGAUAGGAUUAAUGGUCUUGUGUAACCCAGCCUGGCCUCUCAGAUCCAUAAUUUAGACUAGGCUGGUUUUGAACUCCCAUC